Messenger RNA from Diachasma alloeum, 464 nucleotides. RefSeq lists its product as uncharacterized. Bases 33 to 464 code for a protein of 143 amino acids. The transcript has 2 exons. Lineage: Eukaryota; Metazoa; Arthropoda; Insecta; Hymenoptera; Braconidae. The record is from RefSeq and is a predicted model, not a curated record.
UUUGCACGUAAAUUUGCACUUUCUGGGGGAGAAUGCAGUCUGCAUCGAUAGCCUUUGAGGAGAAAUUCCUCAGGAAUCCAGGACAGACUCGUGAUGUACUGCUGAAGAGCGCCAGCAAAGUUUUGGAGUAUAACACACCAUUCCUUCCAGAAUCGCUGAGAAUAACUAAUUAUGAUUACGCUAGAGCGAGGGAAUUCGAUGAUUUUAAUAAGGCAGUCCAAUUGCAUCGAGAGCAAUACAAAAAUGCAGACGGCACGAUCCACCCCCUGAGCUACUUCCGAACUCCCGAUACCGAUGACCCGACGAAAUCAUACCUCUGCAAAUACCCAGUGACCUACGUUAAAUAUAAAAAUCCCCCUGUGCUGCCCCGCACCUACGCCCGAGCACUAAAACUCCCCCCUCUCCCCGAGCGAAAAAAUCCGGGGAUUCACAAUCGUUCGCCUUGUACCGCUUACAAAUUUUGA